Messenger RNA from Poecilia latipinna (sailfin molly), 1086 nucleotides. Its product is annotated as G-protein coupled receptor 4-like. Gene Ontology annotation, biological process: phospholipase C-activating G protein-coupled receptor signaling pathway; positive regulation of Rho protein signal transduction. The record is from RefSeq and is a predicted model, not a curated record. The coding region runs from base 33 to 965 and encodes 310 amino acids. NCBI's taxonomy places the organism in Eukaryota, Metazoa, Chordata, Actinopteri, Cyprinodontiformes, Poeciliidae. Gene Ontology annotation, cellular component: plasma membrane. The transcript is spliced from 3 exons. Gene Ontology annotation, molecular function: G protein-coupled receptor activity.
CUGUCAUCAAAUUUCUGGUUCAGCACUGAAGGAUGGAAAAGUUGAACUUUAGUAUGUCUGGAGAAAACAGUUUAAAUUACAGCAACAUGAACCUGAACUCCAGUAACAUUAAUAACCGGAUGGACCUGAUUUUUUCUUUACAAAUCAUAAUGUGGAUGAACUGGAUCACCAUUGCCAUUGGACUUCCUUUAGUUCUUAUAGUGAUAAUUGCAAUUUUUUUCCAGGUGAAAAAGGGUCAAGAUGCUCCAGUUUAUGUCAUCAACCUUCUUGUCUCUGAUCUCAUUCAGUUCUGCUGCAGAAUUCCAGUAGAUCUAUAUAAUCCUGGUCUAUCCAUUGUCAUUUGCCCCUACAUUUUAUUUUAUGCUUUUAUUACCAGUGUUGGAUUCAUGUUGUGUGUCUCCUGUGAAAGGUAUCUGGUCAUUACCAAGCCACUGUGGUACAGAUUCAGGAGAAACAUCAAGACAUAUGUGGUGGUCUGCAUUGUGGUCUGGAUACUUCCACUUCUUUUUCUGCUAUUUGCUUUUCUGACUCUAGGUGUUCAGAUGGCUGCUUUCUCCCUCAUAGUUGUUCUCAUCCUGCCUUUUCCCUUGUUCAUCUUCUUCCUGGUUGGGACUAUCAAAGCUCUCUCUGGAGCUCUCAGUGUCCCAGCAGAUGAAAAACGACGAAUAGCAGCCAUUCAGGUUGUGGUGCUGAUUAAUUACACUCUGCUUUAUCUACCCAUCAUCAUUUUGCUUCUACAAGUCAUUGUAGUAUUGAAUACUAAACUUGGCAUUUUUUCUGUUGUUGUGGCUUAUGUUUGUGUUUGUCUUAGUCCUCUUGCAGACACAACUCUGUAUUUGUUAAGUCGGAAAAGCAUCAUGGAUAAAUUUCUGGCUUCAAUCUGUUCUUGUAAAACUUCUUCCAAUCUGGAAAUGAGCAGCACAGAUCAUGACAGCAGAACUGGUACAAAUACUGAGACUGUUUAAGUUUUAAUGUUUGUUAUGGUGCAAAAGAGCCUCAACAAUAAUCAGUUUGUUGUAGCUGCUUUUUGGAUCGACUAGCAAAAGGGACACAUUUGUUUUAAAAUGUUUCAUAAAAAUAUUUUUA